UGCGCCGCGCCAGGCGCCUCCCAGGGAAGCGAUCCCUGGGCCAGCGAACAGCCCCUCAGGGGAGAGGCCAUGGGCCGGCCUCAUCCCCGCGCAUGCGCGACCGCGGCGCGGCAACAUGGCGGAGUUGGAGGAGCCGAGGCGGCGGAUCCCGCUGGUGCCGGAGAACUUGCUGAAGAAGAGGAAGGCGUACCUGGCCAUCAAGGCCACCCAGGCCAAGCAGGCGCUGCUCAACAAGCGAAAGCAGCAGAAGGGGAAACAGAUUCAGUUUAGGCGCCUGGAGACCUUUGUCCGGGAUUCAUGGCGCAAGCGCCGGGAUGACACCCGGCUGAGGCGCAUGGAGCAGAGGCCUGGGCAGGCAAUUGCAUCGCAGGAGAGCAAACUGGCAUUCGUUGUGAGGAUUGUGGAUAUUAAGGGAGUGACUAAGAGGGUAAAGAGAGUGAUUGAGUUGCUGCGGCUGAAGAAGAAUUACACUGGUGUAUUUGUGAAACUGAGCCCGCUGUCGCUGAAGAUGCUGCGGAUCGUGGAGCCCUACGUGGCGUGGGGACCGCCUAACCUGAAAUCUGUACGAGAGCUCAUCCUGAAACGGGGCCAAGCCAAGAUCAAGAAAAAGAGGGUGUCUCUGACAGAUAAUAUGCUGAUAGAGGAACAUUUAGGGGGCUGUGGUAUCAUUUGCCUGGAAGAUCUUAUUCAUGAAAUCUACUCAACUGGGAAGUAUUUCAAAACAGUUACCAGCUUUCUGUGGCCAUUCCAUCUGUCGGUAGCUCGCCAUGCAUCGCGGAACAGAGUGGGUUUCCUCAAGGAGAUGGGCAAGCCUGGCUACAGAGGUGAUGCAAUCAACCAGCUCAUCCGUCAGCUCAACUAGUCAGGGGUUUUGUGAAAACUUCAGGAUCUAUGACCUAUUCCUUUUCACAUGUACCUUUCAUGGACAUGAUCUACAUGCAACGAUCUAUAUGCAACUUCUCUUGACUGCUGGUGCCUCUAUAAAAGAAGAAAUACAGAGAUGAUGAUGGAGAUGGAGUUUGGGCUGGCCCUUUUUAAAGGAGAAAUUCUGUUUGGUACAAGAAUGACCUUCCUGGAGCAAUUUGACUUUUGCAUCUCUGUAAAAUGUUUUUUAUGCUCACUACUGCAGACUUCACUCUUUAAAGUGCACCUGCUUGUAAGGGUGAAGGGGAACUGCAGUCACAAUUGUGCUGACAGGCAAAAUAAAACACCAAGGUAUUGUUCUGUUACUGCAACAUAAGCCCUGGCAGUGAAUAAUUAAGCACCUAGAUUGUAUAAAAAUAUGGGGUUUGUGCUCCUGAUAUAAAGAGGACUGCCUUUUUUUUUUUUACUUCUGAUAGAUUGGGACUGCUGGGGAAGAAUUAUUUCCUGAAAAUAGGAAAGCCUAAAAAGGUUGUAGUACAGUCAUGGGGUGGGGUAUAUGUAAUGAAUGUUUUUUAAAUAAACUUUUGAAAUUACA
Prinia subflava (tawny-flanked prinia) is the source of this 1459-nucleotide messenger RNA. RefSeq names its product ribosomal protein L7 like 1 (gene RPL7L1). Gene Ontology annotation, molecular function: structural constituent of ribosome; RNA binding. The record is from RefSeq and is a predicted model, not a curated record. The transcript is spliced from 7 exons. Gene Ontology annotation, biological process: maturation of LSU-rRNA from tricistronic rRNA transcript (SSU-rRNA, 5.8S rRNA, LSU-rRNA). Gene Ontology annotation, cellular component: cytosolic large ribosomal subunit. The coding region runs from base 116 to 862 and encodes 248 amino acids. Lineage: Eukaryota; Metazoa; Chordata; Aves; Passeriformes; Cisticolidae.